Molecule: messenger RNA, 2238 nt
Organism: Rhodotorula toruloides NP11
Lineage: Eukaryota; Fungi; Basidiomycota; Microbotryomycetes; Sporidiobolales; Sporidiobolaceae
Product: lanosterol synthase
Exons: 15
Coding region: 1-2238 (745 amino acids)
Biological process (GO): ergosterol biosynthetic process; triterpenoid biosynthetic process
Cellular component (GO): lipid droplet
Molecular function (GO): lanosterol synthase activity
Source: RefSeq, a predicted model, not a curated record
AUGGCAGUGCCGCGCAGCUAUCCACCCGCUGGACCGCUCGGACAGACCGACCCGCUCCGCUGGAGGCUCUCGUCUGCGACCGACGGCGGAAGGCAUGUCUGGCACUACGCCCGCGACGCCGACUCGCCCAGUGCUGCCGCGUACGAGACGGUCUGGGGGAAGGACGACGAGGGCGUGCGCGGCGCGGCGGAGCAGUCGGACGAGACGGCGUACUGGCUUGGACUCGACCUCCCGCUCAAGGACGUCUCGCCUGAAGCCGCAGAAACGCCCUUAAACUCGGCAAAGAAAGGCUACGAGUUCUACAAGCGCUUGCAGUCGAAGGACGGACACUGGAGCGGAGAGUACGGCGGACCGAUGUUCCUGCUGCCGGGCAUCAUCAUCGCGAUGUAUGUGACCAAGACGCCGAUACCUGAAGAGUGGAAAAUCGAGAUUGCGCGGUAUCUCGCCAACAUGCAGCGCGAUGGCGGCGAGGACGACCAGGGUUGGGGAAUCCACUUCGAAGCGCGCUCAUCCGUCUUCGGCACCGGUUUGAACUACGUCGUCCUGCGAUUACUCGGCGUCGGACCUGAUGAGCCGAUGAUGGUCAAAGCGCGCAAUUGCCUGCACAAGCUUGGUGGUUGCGAAGGUAUUCCUUCAUGGGGAAAGUUCUGGCUCGCGAUCCUCAAUGUCCACUCCUGGCGUGGCCUCAACCCGACGCCCGCCGAGCUCUGGCUCCUGCCUGACAUCGCACCCAUACAUCCAUGGCGCUGGUGGAUCCACACAAGGAACGUCUACAUCCCUAUGGGGUAUUUGAGCGGAAAGGGGUUCCAGGCGGAGGAGGACGAUUUGAUUCGGAGCUUGCGGAAUGAGCUUUACACCCAGCCCUACUCCUCUAUCGACUGGCCCUCCCUCCGCAACUCGAUUUCCCCCUACGACGUCUACUCGCCCCACUCGCGCGUCGCGAACGCCUGCUUCGCCGUCCUCGACAUCUACGACCGCCUCGCGCCGAGCUGGAUCCGCAAGAAGGCGCUCGAGAGGGCGUACAAGCUUGUUGUCAUGGAGGACGAGAACACGAGCUACCAGACGAUUGGCCCGGUCAGCAAGGCCAUGAACAUGAUCUGCCGAUGGCUUGAGGAAGGCCCCGAGAGCGAGGCUUUCCAGCAGCAUGUCCUCAAGAUCCGCGACUUUAUGUGGAUGUCCAAGGACGGAAUGAUGAUGACCGGCACGAACGGCUCGCAGCUGUGGGACGCCUCCUUCAUCGCCCAAGCGCUCUACGAGUCCGGUCUCGCCUCUCUUCCCGAAAACCAGCGCUCGACCGCCCUCCUGCUCGACUGGCUCGACCAGUGCCAGAUUCGCGACAAUCCGCCGCACUUUGAGCAGGCGUAUAGGCACAGGACUAAGGGCGCUUGGCCGUUCUCAACGGCGGAACAGAGCUAUACGGUCAGCGACUGUACCGCCGAGGGCAUGAAGAGCGUCCUGCUUCUGCAGGAGUUGCCACACGUCACCGAACGCGUCUCGUACCCUCGCUUCUGCGACGCCGUCGACACGAUCCUCUCGCUCCAGAACCCCUCCGGCGGCUUCGCCUCGUACGAGCUUGUCCGCGGCUCGCCUCUCCUCGAGCUGCUCAACCCCGCAGAAGUUUUCGCCAACAUCAUGAUCGAAUACCCUUACGUCGAGUGCACGACCGCUUGUGUCACCGCCCUCUCCGUUUUCCGCAAGAAGUACCCCACCUACCGCGCUGGCGAGAUCGAGCGCGCGUCGAAAAAGGCGAUCGACUGGAUCAAGACGGCGCAGCGCGCGGACGGGAGCUGGUACGGGAGCUGGGGCAUUUGCUUCACCUACGCUACCAUGUUCUCGAUCGAGUCGCUCGCUCUCGCUGGCGAGAACUACAGCAACAGUUCGCACGUCGAAAGGGCUUGCGAGUUCUUGCUCGGGAAGCAGAUGGAGGACGGUGGAUGGGGCGAGAGUUACAAGAGCUGCGAGACGGAGCAGUACGUCCACAACGCCAAGAGCCAGGUCGUCAAUACCGCUUGGGCCGUCAUCACCCUCCUCACCGCCAAAUACCCCGACCCUGAACCUAUCCGCCGCGGGUGCCGCCUCAUCAUGUCGCGCCAGCAGCCGGACGGGAGUUGGCCGCAGGAGAGCAUCGAGGGAGUCUUCAACAAGAAUGCAGCGAUCUCGUACCCCAACUUCAAGUUUGCGUGGACGAUCAACGCUCUCGGCCAGGCGUGGAAGAAGCUGCCAAGGGAGGGGUGGUGA